UCUCCUCCCCACUCCAAUAAGACUUACAUAUACAAGGAAGCUAAAGUUCUGUAAAAUUUUAAGCUCUUCUGAGAAUUGAAGCGAUGGCGAAAGAAGCGAAGAGGAAGUGUGAGCUGUGCGGGGAUGGAGCUAGGAUGUACUGCGACUCCGAUGAAGCGAGUCUGUGCUGGAGCUGCGACGAGAAGGUCCAUUCUGCGAAUUUCCUCGUAGCUAAGCACUCCAGAACUCUUCUCUGCCACGCGUGUUGCUCUCCCACGCCGUGGACCGCUUCCGGCGCCAAGCUCUGCCGCACCGUCUCCGUCUGCCCCGCCUGCCUCGACCAGAUUAAUCAUGCUCAGCUGCGCCGGGACGAGGGAGAGAGUAAUCGUGAAAUGGGGAGUGAUGUUCAUCAAGAUUUCAUUGAUUCGGGAAGUGAUUAUGAUAGUGGAUAUAGUAGUGAUGAAUAUGAGGAGGAGGAAGGCGAUGAGAAUCAGGUAGUGCCUUGGUCCGCUAGUUCGUCCCCGUCCUCGUCACCGCCUCCUGGACCGAGUUCGUCUGGCGGCGACGAGGGCUCUUUCUCCUCCCGAGACGGCGGCGGUGAAGCCUUUUCUUCUACAUUGAGAAGGAGGUUGAGAGACGACCUGGAUGAUCAAGUAGUAACUUCGUCGUCACUGCUUGAUUGAUUGUUAGUUCCACUUUUCAUCACUAAUCCUAAACCGAACAUAGGAAUUUGUAGGAAUAUGCAGUUCUGUUUUUUAUAAAUCUCUGUCUUAUGAGUCCAGAUUGUACGUGUUCCGUAAUAUUCAAUCCAGCUAAUUCUUGAUGUUACUGUGUUUGGCUUGUUUUGUUAUUCA
Molecule: messenger RNA, 833 nt
Organism: Ipomoea triloba (trilobed morning glory)
Lineage: Eukaryota; Viridiplantae; Streptophyta; Magnoliopsida; Solanales; Convolvulaceae
Product: B-box zinc finger protein 23-like
Exons: 1
Coding region: 84-662 (192 amino acids)
Molecular function (GO): zinc ion binding
Source: RefSeq, a predicted model, not a curated record